AUGCUUUUGCGCGCCAUACCGUUGACCAUUGCUUUUGGGUUUUGCUGGUUGGCCGUAAUGCCGCUCUCUGACCUGUGGGCAUCAGAGCCAGAGCCAAAGAAUUCCCCAAACCAUGACAGCGAUGACGGCGAUGACGCUUCAGUGCAGAAGCUCCGUCGUUUCUGCAAGACAGCCAAGGCUCGUGCAGCAAGCUUACUUUCCAGACAAGCGAGAAAAAUUGAGAGAGCAGCAAUGGCAAAUGCCAACAGUCAAGUAGAGGCAGAAGCCAGCGCCACACAAGUUUUCCAACAGAAGUUCUUGGCUUCCGAUGCCACACAGUGGGACCCGCUUGAAGACAUGGGUCCUGCGUCCUCCUUGUUGCAAUGUGAUGAAUCCAAUGGAAGACGGAGGGCUGUCUUUUAUUACUUGAAAGCUGUUGCCCAACGAGUAAAGCAAGUGUUUCACUGGGAGUCAUCCUCAGCAAGUGCCAGGCCGCAUUGCAUCAGUAUUCACACUGCUGAUGAUGCCAAUAUGAAAUUCGGUAGCGGCGCACGUGGCUCUACUGAAAUUCAAACUGUCAUGGCCAACAUCCAGGAGCACGUUGUAACCUGCUCAGCUUCAGAGAGUGAGUGUGACCUGACCUGGUUCAACUUGCACCAGCCCAUUGUGCCUUUGGACCGCGCAGACACAGUUGGUCUCUACCGAGCAUUCAUGGGCUGGAUCCUUGGUUUCUCAAACUAUGUCGGCUGGAGGUGGCAGUGUUGGGGCAUUCCGCCUGACUUGUUUCGGAAUGUUGCACGGCGCACAGUGGUCUUUGUAGGGGACGCGCUUAAGGCGAACAGUGCACUCUUCAAGAUUCUUUCUCAGUGCAUUCAUGAGCAGGAGAAGGGGCCAGAUGCAAGCACACAAUCCUGCUGUCUGCAAAUACUGUGUAAUAUUCACCAGGUUUCAUUGACACGCAAGAACGUGGCUCUUGGGUUUCAAGGCUACUUCAGCUGCCUGGUGCGUCUCGGGCACUUGUUCGAGGGGCACAAUUUCCGGCAAAAGUUUCAUGCAGCAAUGUCCAAGCUGGUUCAGUCCAACUUUGAAUUUAUCAUCGUUGGUAAUCUUCCAAAUGAUGUCCAGCGCUGGCAUGACAUGAAGGUUCAACAGCUACGUUUGCACACAGACACCGGCUUCAUGGGAUACUGUGGCAGGAACCCGACAACAAUGUCAAGGACGUUGCAAGCCAUGCCCAGCGUCAAGUGUGAAUCUGACAAGGUCUUGGAGGCGAUAAACAAGUGGACACAGGCUGCCCAGCAUCCAAGCGGAGGCGAUGCGCAAGAGUUGGGCCGUCUUGUUGAAGAAAUGCUCCAGCAAGAUUCAUCAUAUGCCGAGCAGAAUGCAAAGAGGUUCCGCCUCGUCACUGAAACCUUUCAAUCACCAAACUUCCCAGUGAUUGUCAAUUGUGUCGACUUCUUGAUGCUGCCUUUGGACACAGCAGUGAACCAGCUUCUGAAGCGGACAACGGUAUUGAAAAGAAUGCGUUUCAAUGAUUUGCCAGAAAAUUCCACCAUGCAAGAACUCAAGGAAGAGUCCAAAGUAUUUUUCCUGCAGUGGGCUGAUGGAACUUUUGGGGACAACAUCAUUGCCGACUUCAUCAAGCAUGUGAAGACCUGCCAGCUACAACAAAUUUGUGGGAGUUGCUCGGAUCCCUCAGUGAUUCAGACUUGUUUUGAACUCAUUGUAUUCGGAAUGGCUGACACGUGGCUUCGAUGUUGCCAUCCAGCUCGAUGUUUCCCCAACCAGAUGUUCUCAUUGACCACCUGCGAUCCUCAAACGUUUGUCCAAAAAUUGACGGGCUUCCAGAGAAUCAUGCGCCAGUGCCCUGAGUGUGUCGAUGUUGCUUUCAGCACUCCUCUUUUGCAAUCCUUGGACAUUGCGGGAGCAUUUGAUCAAGAAGUUCAGGCCUACAUUCAGGAGCUGCAACGACAUUUGACCGACAUCGCGACCUUCACACCUUUGGCUACCACUUUAGUGGAAAACUUUCAUGGGAAGAAUCAGAAUGCUUUGUUCAAGUUUCGGGGCAAAUCAAAAGCUCCUGCUGCGGCCGCUGAAUGUUCUGUUUUGGCAUCAUUGGUUAGUGAGCAUGCCUACCUGAAGACAUUGGUCAUGCAAUCAACCAUGCCAAGCAGAUGGGGGAUAGCAUCGAUGCAGAAGCGCUUGGGCCGAAGGAAAGGUAUUCAGCCCAAGUGUAAUCGCAAAGCUCGUGUGAUUCAAUCAGCUGGCAAGUCCCGCAGACGAAUGUCUGCUUGGAAUGCCUUUCAGCAGGAACAAAUGCGAACCCGUGGUGUACUGACCGCUGUUGAAUACAAGCAGGUGAUGAAAGAUCUGGGGGCAGAAUGGAGGAGACUGAGCGGCGAGAGAAAAAAGCAAUAUGCACUGGAUGCUGCAUACCAACAAUCUUGCCGAGAUGAGUUGGAGACUCGCCCGCUUAAGCAACCUGGAAAAGCCCCAUGCCACGAGCUUGCCACCCCUGAGCAACCUGAAGAUCUCCCAGCCGAAGAGCAGUCCACUUCUGCUUUGGAGAAGAUUGCUGGAAGCAAACAUUUGAGCCGGAUUUCAUCGAAGCGGCUGUAUGUCAACAGCGCUAACAAAGCUGGCCACCCUUCUUGGUCGACCUUUGGCUUGAGCAUACAGGAUGCGAACGGGGCUGUGAGGAGCGAUCUGGUUGAUUUGCAAACAUCCCAGGCCGCAGUUGACUUUGCUGUGGCUUUCUCUUUGCACCGCAGGCCUGAUGAGGAUAUUAUUGAGCAGAUUCCCAUGCCCGAUGUGAAUGUUCACACUCAAACAUGCUUUGGUUUGUAUGGCGGCGGCCUUUGCAAGAAAAAUGAGCACCACACUCUAGUGAAAUGCUUUGCCCGAAGCUUUGCACAGUUGACCACUUCUCAAAAACUGCCCUCUGGCACGCUGGUGAGAUGCAGGCCCGUGUGUGAGGUAGCAGGGUCAGGGUCAUCAACUGACCAAGUGACGGAGGCUUAUUAUUUUCUUGGCGUUCUUUGUCAGAAGCCUUUGAUUCAAGUCUUUGCCAAAGCUUGGCCGUGCACAUCUGGCAUGCAGAGUCAAAGUGGUUCAUCAUUUGCUUUGGUCAACAGAGGCUCUGGCGAGCAAAGGCCAACUUUCAUCACUUCGCAUGAAGCUUUUCAUCAGUUGGUCGAAGCCCACAGUGGUCGUUUGCGUGGUAUUGCCGUCUCAGUCUUCACCACCCGGUUUGAGUUUGACCUUUGGGGUGUGCACUUUUUACAAGUUGCCAUCAUCGGCAAAGCCGUUGAGCAUUUGUUGAAGACUGGGGUGUCUCCUCCCAAUCAAAAGGUGCAGGUCAAGUUGCCUUUUGGUGUCAAGAUGGAGGCAAAGAAAAGAAGACCAUACAAAAAAAGGAAAUGUGAGCCUAAACACAAGCCCGAGCCAAGCAAACCCAAAGACACUCAUUUGCAUGUUACAGCUGCGCCGGCACUGUCAGAUCCUGAAUCAUGUGAGUCAAGUUCCGACUCCCCGAUUGACCUGGACGGCGAUGAUGAUGAGAUUGAGAUUGAGGAAGGCAAUGCUUCUGCUGGACCUUCUGAGGGGGAGAGUGAUGGCUCAGAGGAGCUGGUCAGGGAUCAUGACCCGCCCACAGUCACAGCCAAAGAGGAGGAGGCAGCUGCCCAGAGUGCUUUUCAGGACUACUGUGAAGAAGCUGAUGACAGAGCACGGCUGGCAGAUGUUGCUCGUGCCCAGCCUGAAGUCCGCAAGGGCCACUUCAGAUCCCACUUCAGCAAAUCUGUUGGCUUCACAUCUGAGGCAUCCCUUGCACCCACAGGAAGAAGUCGUUGCUAUCACUGCAAUCAAGCCAUCCUCAAAGGCAGCCUGCGCUUUACAUAUUUCUGGAGCACCUCACGGCCUGAGAGGUACUUGCAUAGCACCUGUAUUGCUUCCUUUGUCAAGGCAGACCUUGGAAAUCGACUAGAUCAAGCUGUAGGUGCGAUUGAACAAUUUCCACGUCAGUCAAAUGAUCCGCAGAUCCGAAACGGGGCCACCAUCUUGUUGAAUGAGCUGCUCAAGUUGUAG
Messenger RNA from Durusdinium trenchii, 4065 nucleotides. NCBI's taxonomy places the organism in Eukaryota, Dinophyceae, Suessiales, Symbiodiniaceae. The record is from the annotation of a GenBank genome assembly.